CAACGCCCUCAUCAUCCCACUCGACCCCGCCCCUCUCAGACCACAGCCAUGGAUGAAGAAUACGACGUUAUCGUACUCGGCACUGGCCUGACGGAGUGUAUCCUCUCCGGCCUUCUGUCCGUCGAGGGCAAGAAGGUCCUCCAUAUGGACCGGAACGACUACUACGGCGGUGACAGCGCCAGUCUGAACCUCACGCAGCUCUACCGCAAGUUCAGACCCGACCAGGCCGUUCCUGCUGAGCUGGGCCGCGACCGCGACUACGCCGUUGAUCUCAUCCCCAAGUUCAUCAUCGCGUCGGGAGAGCUAACGCGCAUCCUCGUCCACACUGACGUGACGCGCUACCUCGAGUUCAAGCAGAUCGCUGGUAGCUAUGUGUACCGUGAUGGCAAGAUCUCCAAGGUCCCGUCCACGGAGAUGGAGGCGGUCAAGAGCCCGCUCAUGGGUCUCUUCGAGAAGCGGCGCGCGAAGAAGUUCUUCGAGUUCCUCCAGAGCUGGAAGGAUGACGACCCAGCCACCCACCAAGGCAUCGACUUGGACAAGAACACGAUGGCCCAGGUUUACGAAAAGUUUGGGCUGGAGCCCGGUACCCAGGACUUCAUCGGCCAUGCUAUGGCGCUCUACUUGGACGAUGACUACAAGACGAAGCCCGCGCGGCCAGCUUACGAGCGCAUCGUGCUCUACACUUCUUCCAUGGCGCGCUACGGAAAGUCUCCCUACAUUUACCCCCUCUACGGUCUCGGCGAGCUUCCCCAGGCGUUCGCACGUCUGAGCGCUAUCUACGGCGGUACCUACAUGCUGGACAAGCCCAUCGACGAGAUCAUCACUGACGCUGACGGCAAGUUCGUCGGUGUACGGAGUGGCAGCGAGACGGUCAAGGCCAAGCAGGUCGUCGGCGACCCCAGCUACUUCGGUGCCGGCAAAUCCGCCGACGGCGGCAAGGUUCGCGUCGUAGAGGAGGGCAAGGUCAUUCGCGCUAUCUGCUUCCUCAAGCACCCCAUCCCCGGCACGGACGACUCGGACAGCGCGCAGAUCAUCAUCCCCCAGAACCAGGUCGGCAGGCGAAACGAUAUCUACAUCGCGAUGGUGUCGUCCACGCACAACGUUUGCGCCAAGGACGUUUUCGUCGCGAUCGUCAGCACGAUCGUCGAGACGGACCGGCCUGAGCAGGAGAUCGCGCCUGGUCUCCAGCUCCUUGGCCCCAUCUACGACAAGUUCAUCUCGGUUUCCUCUCUAUAUACCCCCACAUCCUCGGGCGAGUCCGACGGCGUCUUCAUCACGCGCUCUUACGACGCGACCUCGCACUUCGAGACCGUCGUCGACGACGUCAACCACGUCUGGAAGCGCAUGCUCGGCAAGGACCUCGUGCUCAAGAAGCGCGACGUGGAGGUCGAGGCCUAGACGCGUCCUCAUGCGCACGCCCUGCAAAGCCCCUCACGCCCUAACGCCUUUACCUUUACCUCGUCUGGAGUUUUCUUUCGCCCGGAUACGCCCUAGUUGAAUUCAUGUAUAAGAAGUAGGAAGACCAUCUCAUCGCUGUACUUGUCGCGCAAUGCAUUCAUCCGUCCAUGCCG
Messenger RNA from Trametes versicolor FP-101664 SS1, 1571 nucleotides. RefSeq names its product rab GDP-dissociation inhibitor. NCBI's taxonomy places the organism in Eukaryota, Fungi, Basidiomycota, Agaricomycetes, Polyporales, Polyporaceae. Gene Ontology annotation, cellular component: cytoplasm. The record is from RefSeq and is a predicted model, not a curated record. Gene Ontology annotation, biological process: vesicle-mediated transport; protein transport; small GTPase-mediated signal transduction. The coding region runs from base 49 to 1398 and encodes 449 amino acids. Gene Ontology annotation, molecular function: Rab GDP-dissociation inhibitor activity. The transcript is spliced from 7 exons.